AUGACCGGCAGGCGAUAUGUGACCGAGCACGUUUGUUCAGAAAAUGUGAAUGACAGACGCAGGCCGUCGUUGAUGAGUUCCAAAAUGGCCCAACAAAUGAACAUCCAGCGCGGCAAGCGCUCAGCCGCCGAGUUGCCAAUCAAUGAUCUAUCGUUGUUUUCGACUUGGCUCCUAAACACGGAUGCAAUGCCGUUUGGGAUCUUGGCUAUGAUGAUGAAAUUUCAGUCCGAGGCCGAAGUCGACGCGGAGGCGUGGAUAGUAGCGGAUUACGCUCUGUGA
Soboliphyme baturini is the source of this 279-nucleotide messenger RNA. The record is from the annotation of a GenBank genome assembly. Lineage: Eukaryota; Metazoa; Nematoda; Enoplea; Dioctophymatida; Soboliphymatidae.